AUGGCUCAAUUACAGAACCUGACGAUUACACUCAACCUAAGUGUAUUCGAUUCAAGCAAGAAAACCCACAACUUCAUAGGACGCCUUAACACCCAAGCUGAUACGAACUUCAUUUCCCCACAAUCGGUAGAGUUCCUCAAACAUCCAGUGGAGGUCUAUCAAGGUGGAGACUUCGAUGGAGCAGGAGAUGGUGAUCUCAAACCGCGCGGGCAAGUAAGCAUCUUUCUUAGAUGGAACGAGUCGACAAAAAACAAGCUACACAAGGAGACCUUUCUCGUACUCGAGUCGCUACCCUAUGAUUUUGUUCUGGGAAACACUUUCCUCACAAAGAACGACGUUUAUGAGUCCAAUGGGAAGCUACUACCCAUGGCUCUUAAACCUUUAUCAGAGGAAGAGAAAAAAGCCUUGGAGCUUCAAGAACAGGCUGCAAAAGCUCAACAAGAAGUCAUUGAAAAAGCAGAAGCAGCCAAAAGAAAAGAAGAACGAGAGAAACAACGUCAGGCGCUCAACCAAGCCAAGAGCUAA
Messenger RNA from Truncatella angustata, 525 nucleotides. RefSeq lists its product as uncharacterized. The transcript has 3 exons. The coding region runs from base 1 to 525 and encodes 174 amino acids. NCBI's taxonomy places the organism in Eukaryota, Fungi, Ascomycota, Sordariomycetes, Amphisphaeriales, Sporocadaceae. The record is from RefSeq and is a predicted model, not a curated record.